Marmota flaviventris (yellow-bellied marmot) is the source of this 3138-nucleotide messenger RNA. RefSeq names its product LCK proto-oncogene, Src family tyrosine kinase (gene Lck). The record is from RefSeq and is a predicted model, not a curated record. Gene Ontology annotation, molecular function: protein tyrosine kinase activity; protein binding; ATP binding. Lineage: Eukaryota; Metazoa; Chordata; Mammalia; Rodentia; Sciuridae. Gene Ontology annotation, biological process: protein phosphorylation.
UAGUCUGAUAGUUUCUAAGACCUUUACAGGUGGGAGAAUCUGUGCACUGAUCUUCUGCAUAUCAGUUGACAUUUAUUAAUAAUAACUAGCUCUCAGUGCUGAGUGGCUUUCAGGCAAAUAAAGCACCCUUCAUCAAGGGGGUGGAAGAGGCAGUAGGACUCAUGCAUAAAUCAGUAAUCAUGGAACUCAGUGCCUGAGCACUGAGUAGAAUGAUCCACUGAGACUGUGGUCUGAGUAGAAUGAUCCAGGGGCCUGGGGGGAUAGGAGAACAAAGAACAAUGGAAGGGCUCCACAGAGUAGGUGACUUUUGAGUUGAACCUUGGAGGUGAAGUUCAAGUUCAGCAGGUAGACAGGCUGUGUGUGUGUGUGUGUGUGUGUGUAGCUAAACAGAUUGAGAAGGUGGAGUUGAUCUUGAUAUUAAACGGUCUUGAAUGCAAGGUAAAUUAUACUUUAUCGGAGGACUAGUGUUUUCCAAGCAGUUCUGAGGAGCAGUCCCUGGGGAAGGAUGUUUUCCAUCCAGUCAUCUUCAGAGGGAGGCUCCCACUCUGACUUGGGCAGACAGCUCUUCUUUUACCUGCUGUGUCUAUGUAGUUCUGCUUGAUUUCAUCUGACAAAAAGUUUCCGCUGCUAAAACAGGCAAACAAACAAAAAAGUUCUGGCCAACAAGGCCGCUGAAGGGUUCUCUGCUGGUGAGAAGAAAAACCCUAUUAGAAGGAACCCUCUGAAGGAGAUUGUGUGGGUGUGGGUAUGGGGGAGGGCAGAGGCCUGAGGGUGACUUUUGGAAGCCAAGUUCUCUCACCAGCUUCCUUAGUUGGGAGGAAAAUUGUGAUUAGGAGAGGGGCAUCAUCUUCUCUGAUAGAGGAGAAUCUGAUCAAAAACUUAGGUCUCCCUCAAGGCUUGGUAAAGUGUGUGACCUCUGGGAGGUAGUCCUCCAACUCGGAGACUGGCAGAGGGUGGGGAGGCAGGAAGUGGGUAACUAGACUGACAAAGGUGCUUGUGGCGGUUUGCCCAUCCCAGGUGGGGGGCGGAGCACAGGCGAGGCAUAGGCCUGGUGUCAAUGUACUUGUGGCCUGAGGGCUCUGAGGGGACACCAGUCAGGAACCCUCAUUUCAGCUCUUCUGUGGCUGGUGAAUGGGGGUCCGGCGGCCGUCGACCGUCUCAGGGACCAUGGGCUGUACCUGCAGCUCAAACCCUGAAGAUGACUGGAUGGAAAACAUCGAUGUGUGUGAGAACUGCCAUUAUCCCAUAGUCCCUCUGGAUGGCAAGGGCACGUUGCUCAUGAGGAAUGGCUCUGAAGUACGGGACCCACUUGUCACCUAUGAGGGCUCCAACCCACCAGCCUCUCCACUGCAAGAUAACCUGGUUAUCGCCCUGCACAGCUAUGAGCCCUCUCACGACGGAGACCUGGGCUUCGAGAAGGGUGAACAGCUCCGUAUCCUGGAACAGAGCGGCGAGUGGUGGAAGGCGCAGUCCCUCACCACAGGCCUGGAAGGUUUCAUCCCUUUCAACUUCGUGGCCAAAGCGAACAGUCUGGAACCCGAACCCUGGUUCUUCAAGAACCUAAGCCGCAAGGACGCUGAGCGGCAGCUCCUGGCGCCCGGGAACACGCACGGUUCCUUCCUGAUCCGAGAAAGCGAGAGCACAGCUGGAUCAUUUUCACUGUCGGUCCGGGACUUCGACCAGAAUCAGGGAGAGGUGGUGAAACAUUACAAGAUCCGUAACCUAGACAACGGCGGGUUCUACAUCUCCCCUCGCAUCACUUUUCCCGGAUUGCAUGAACUGGUCCGCCAUUACACCAAUACUUCUGAUGGGCUGUGCACUAGGUUGAGCCGCCCCUGCCAGACCCAGAAGCCCCAGAAGCCGUGGUGGGAGGACGAGUGGGAGGUUCCCAGGGAGACGCUGAAGCUGGUGGAGCGACUGGGGGCCGGCCAGUUCGGGGAGGUGUGGAUGGGGUACUACAACGGGCACACGAAGGUGGCAGUGAAGAGCCUGAAGCAAGGCAGCAUGUCCCCUGAUGCCUUCCUCGCUGAGGCCAACCUCAUGAAGCAGCUGCAGCACCCGCGGCUGGUCCGGCUCUACGCGGUGGUCACCCAGGAGCCAAUCUACAUCAUCACCGAAUACAUGGAGAAUGGGAGCCUGGUGGAUUUUCUCAAGACCUCCUCGGGCAUCAAAUUGACCAUCAACAAACUCUUGGACAUGGCAGCCCAAAUUGCAGAGGGCAUGGCAUUCAUUGAAGAGCGGAAUUACAUCCACCGUGACCUGCGAGCUGCAAACAUCCUGGUGUCUGACACCCUGAGCUGCAAGAUUGCAGACUUUGGCCUAGCACGGCUCAUUGAGGACAAUGAGUACACAGCCAGGGAGGGGGCCAAAUUUCCCAUUAAGUGGACAGCACCAGAGGCCAUCAACUACGGGACAUUCACCAUCAAGUCAGAUGUGUGGUCUUUCGGGAUUCUAUUGACGGAAAUUGUUACCCAUGGCCGUAUCCCUUACCCAGGGAUGACCAAUCCUGAGGUGAUUCAGAAUCUGGAGCGAGGCUAUCGCAUGGUUAGGCCUGACAACUGUCCAGAGGAGUUGUACCACCUCAUGAUGCUGUGCUGGAAGGAGCAUCCAGAGGACCGACCCACCUUUGACUACCUACGCAGUGUACUGGAGGACUUCUUCACGGCCACAGAGGGCCAGUACCAGCCCCAACCUUGAUAUUGAUAGGCCUAGCUGGCUUGAGGCUUUCCCCCAUCUGGCCACCCUGGCUUGGGAAGUUGGGGUUCUUGUGCCACGUUCACAUGACCUAUGCACUUAUGGACUUUAUACAUGAAUCUCACCCACGUGACACAUGUGUAUUGUGUGUCAUAUGCAUAUCCCAUAGUUGUGUGGGUUCUACAUAUGUCUUGUACAUGUAUAAUCUGUGCACAUAUGUUUUGGAGACGAUGAUCUAAAGGUCUCUUUCUAGACACUCCCAUUUUCUGAGACCACAGAGGGGGAAAAGAGGCUUAUGAUUGACACCUGCUUCUGUCUACCUCUUUUCUUUCUCUGGUCCAGAAGUUCCUUGCAGCCUGGGACCUUAUCUGAUACCUUUUGUACUCCUCCUCAGGGCCUGGCACACAUCAGGAGCUCAAUAAAUCUCAGUUGAUGAAGGUUGUA